UUAUUCGGCCAUAUUUUUACAUCAUGAAAUACGGGAAAUAUACACGGAAAUGCAUCCAUCCUCGUUCGGUAGACGUGACCCAUCCAGCAAAAUCGUAUGUUCAACAGUCUAAAAAGGAAGGAGGCUGCUAAAAUGUUGUAUGUAGAGACCACUCCAUUCCAUGUCUCAUGCAAGUAGCAACCAUGGAAGAAACCAUGAUGUCUUCUACCCCAAGGAAGCGCCCAAAACUAAAACCCAAACCCAAUGUUAAACCUUCUCCUCCUCCUUCAGAUUCUUCGCUGAAGUCUCUGAUCGAACCCCCACACAAUUUAUUCCCCUCGAGGGACGAGUUCCCGAGGCUCAUGGCUGUGCUCGGCAUCGCAACCUUCGUCGCUUUAGCCUCCAACUUCUUGGCCACCAGUUUCAUCAACCGCCAACCCAAGCCCUUCUGCGAUAAUCUCGACUUAGACUCCCCUGAUUCAGUCUCCGAUUUCUGUGAGCCUUGUCCAAGUAAUGGAGAAUGUUAUAAAGGCAAGUUGGAAUGUGUUCGUGGUUAUAGAAAGCAUGGGAGGUUAUGUGUAGAAGAUGGAGAUAUUAAUGAAACAGCUAAGAAACUUUCAGAGUGGAUAGAAAUCCGUCUUUGUGAAGCGCACGCUCAAUUUUUGUGUGAUGGAAUUGGAACAGUUUGGGUAAGAGAGGAUGAUUUAUGGAAAGAAUUAAAUGGACACGAACUGAUGAAAAAUGUUGUCCUGGACAAUGCUACCUAUAUGUAUACAAAACAAAGGGCAAUGGAUGCUGUUGGCAGAUUGUUGGAGACAAGGACCAAUCUUCAUGGGAUCAAAGAUUUGAAGUGCCCAGACUUGCUAGCUGAGCGUUACAAGCCAUUUUCUUGUCGCAUUCAUCAGUGGUUCUCUAAGCACAUUCUUAUCAUUUUUCCAGUUUGUGCACUGGUUGUUGGAUGCACAUUGUUGCUUCUAAAAGUUCUUCGUAGACGAUAUCUAUCAAGCAGAGCUGAAGAGCUAUACCACCAGGUUUGUGAAGUACUUGAGGAAAAUGCAUUGAUGUCAAAGAGAGUAAAUGGAGAAUGUGAUCCUUGGGUUGUUGCUUCUAGGUUACGAGAUCAUCUUCUUUUGCCAAGAGAGAGGAAGGACCCUGUGCUAUGGAAAAAGGUAGAAGAAUUGGUUCAGGAAGAUUCUCGAGUAGAUCGUUAUCCGAAGCUGGUGAAGGCUGAAUCCAAAGUAGUCUGGGAAUGGCAAGUUGAAGGCUCUUUAAGCUCUGCAAGGAUGAGAAAAAAAGUAGAGGCAAGCAAACUGAAGUCCAAUGAAGGAAUUUACAUAAAUUCUGAGCAACGACAGCACACGUUGAAGGCUGAGCCAAAGGCGCUGAUUUUUUGAUAUGGGCUUGGGGUUCUCUCCCCACCGAAUGCUGAAACAAGUAGGACCCAACCAAGGUCUUUUGUAAUUUCAAGUUUAGCUCUUUGUUUUGUACUUUAUAGGGGGAUUGAAUGAGAUGUCUCACCGAUGGAAAUGUUGGGACCUCCUAUUGGAAGAAUAUAGAAAUUGUAUCAUGUUUAGAGGUAAUUUCAGGCGGUCCAGUUAUGUCUUGUACAUCUGUGCUCUGUUUGGAACCUUUGAAUAAUGAUUGAAUACAAGUUAUGUACAUC
This is a messenger RNA of Juglans microcarpa x Juglans regia, 1642 nucleotides long. RefSeq lists its product as uncharacterized. The transcript is spliced from 10 exons. Bases 168 to 1373 code for a protein of 401 amino acids. Lineage: Eukaryota; Viridiplantae; Streptophyta; Magnoliopsida; Fagales; Juglandaceae. The record is from RefSeq and is a predicted model, not a curated record. Gene Ontology annotation, cellular component: nuclear inner membrane. Gene Ontology annotation, molecular function: chromatin binding.